Molecule: messenger RNA, 3300 nt
Organism: Ustilaginoidea virens
Lineage: Eukaryota; Fungi; Ascomycota; Sordariomycetes; Hypocreales; Clavicipitaceae
Exons: 3
Coding region: 1-3300 (1099 amino acids)
Molecular function (GO): ATP-dependent chromatin remodeler activity; ATP binding
Source: RefSeq, a predicted model, not a curated record
AUGGCUCCUGGACGCCGGUCUACUCCAAGGGGUGCAGGUUUAUUGGAAGACAUCGCUGGACUUUCUGAACACAAUGGCAUUCGGCGGACCAGACUCGCAUCGUCCAACCCUACAAAUUCAGAUGCCCUCGUAGUCCCUAGUGAAUCGACUACGCCGGUUAAACGACCAAGAGGCAGACCAUCUCGUGCCUCGCUUCUGACAAGCAACGCAUCUUCUGCCCCCUCCUCACCUGCUCUCAACUCAAGCAAACAACAACGUACUACGAGGAGUUUGGCCGUGAGCAGCAUGUCCGUUUCCUCUACUUCUACACCUCAAAACCGCUCCUCUGAUGAUGAGUACUCCACGGCAGCUACCAGCAAGGUUCCCACACCGUUGCUUGCCAACGGGUCUGCCUUGUCUACAUCUUCUAAGCCUAGUGCGUCUUUUGAAGUGCAACUUCCUGCCAAGAUUCGCGUCGGCGAUUAUGACGAUGAUCGUGCAUUGAGAAACAGCAUUUACUCGUUAAAUCAGAGCAAAAGAAACACGCCAAACGAGAUUGCUGAUUCGGAUAGCGAUGUUGAUGAUUUCUCGCUGGACACAAAUAGGGAUGUCAAGACCGCUCGGAGGCUGCAGGCAGAAGAGUAUGCUAGAAUUGAAGAUGCGCCAUUACUACAAGCCGCCUCUAUGCGCAGAAGUAACCGGGGCGCCGUAUCCGACACCUCUCUCAGCCCUCCUCCGACACGCUCCGCUUCCAAACGAGGCAGAGCCUCAGGUUGCUCUUCAGUACAACUAGAUCCGCCGGCUAAGAGAGAUCGGAUCGUACCUGAUUCUGAAGAUCCUCCGCCGUCUGAUAUUGACCCGGAUGCCGAAAUUGCGGCAGCAGCCGCUCUCGAGUACGAUGGCUCUGAACUUACAGAUUUCUCCAGUGAGGACUCUUUUGUAGUUUCCGACUCAGAACCAAUUGAAGUGGGUGAACCGGAUGAGACUGAGUCAGAGUUUCAAUCAUCAGAUGAUGAACCUCUGUCUGCAAAGAAGGGCAAGCAACCUGCAAAGCCCAAGCGCACAACAGCAAAAAGUAGGGGAAGUGCCAGGAAACGCGCACCCACCCGAUCCGACGCCAAAACCUCUGUGAAGAGGCGUCGUCUUGGCACACAUGCGACUGAUGUCGCCAGAGAUUCCGACGGAGAAAUCGAUUUGGAGGCUGACGACGAUUAUGCGGUUGGGGUUAUUAAUCUCGCUGCUGGAGCCUCACCAGUGUCAGUGUCAUCUGUAUCUGCUGGCAUCGGGUCUACCAGCUCUAGUGAUGCCGAAGUUGACCUGGCGGCGCUCCGCAGACUCUCAGCCCGACGACGAGCAUAUAGACCCGGAAACAAACGGCGCCUCAAGAAUGAACGCGGCCGACUAGAAACUCACCAUCCUGAGAUCCUAACCAUGUGGGAUGAUCUUGAGAAGAUGCCAGUGCUUCAAGCCGGCCAGGCACCACAGCCACAAACAAUCUCCCGGCAGCUGAAGCCCUUCCAGCUGGAAGGGUUGGCAUGGAUGAAGGAAAUGGAGAAGCAACAGUGGAAAGGUGGACUCCUCGGUGAUGAGAUGGGCUUGGGCAAGACCAUUCAGGCCGUUUCCCUCAUCAUGUCAGACUAUCCGGCUAAGCAGCCCUCGCUCGUUCUUGUCCCACCCGUGGCCUUGAUGCAGUGGCAGUCGGAGAUGAAGUCAUACACCGACGGCACCUUGAAGACCUUUGUCUACCACGGCACUAACCAGAAGACGAAGAUUAUCACAGUCAAGGAACUCAAAGCGUACGACGUUAUUAUGAUGUCGUAUAACAGCUUAGAGUCCAUGUACCGGAAACAGGAAAAGGGUUUCAAGCGGAAGGACGGCAUCUACAAAGAAAAGAGUCUCAUCCAUGCCAUAAAAUUUCAUCGAAUCAUCUUGGACGAAGCCCACAGCAUCAAGACCCGAAGCACCAUGACUGCCAAAGCGUGCUUCGCAUUGGAGACGAACUACCGCUGGUGCCUUACAGGCACUCCGCUGCAGAACCGAAUCGGAGAAUUCUUCUCCUUGAUUCGGUUUCUCAACAUCAGGCCUUUUGCGCUGUACAUGUGCAAGCAAUGCCCAUGCUCGACGCUCGAAUGGAACAUGGGUGAAGACAGCCGCUGCUCUCGUUGCGCUCAUGCAGGAAUGCAACACGUCUCUGUUUUCAACCAGGAGCUUCUCAACCCGAUCCAAAAGUUUGGCAAUCUCGGCCCUGGGCGAGAAGCGUUCCGCAAAUUGCGGCUGAUGACGGACCGAAUCAUGCUGCGUCGUCUCAAGAGGGACCAUACCAACUCCAUGGAACUGCCCGUCAAGGAGAUUUAUGUCGACAGGCAGUUCUUUGGCGAGGAAGAGAACGACUUUGCCAACAGCAUCAUGACCAACGGACAGCGCAAGUUCGACACGUAUGUUGCCCAGGGAGUGCUGCUCAACAACUACGCCAACAUAUUCGGUCUCAUCAUGCAGAUGAGACAGGUUGCAGACCACCCGGAUCUGAUCCUCAAGAAAAACGCAGAGGGGGGCCAAAACGUCCUGGUUUGCUGCAUCUGCGACGAGCCAGCCGAGGACACGGUUCGAAGUCGUUGCAAGCACGACUUUUGCCGCACGUGCGUCUGCAGCUAUGUUCGAUCCACAGACAGCCCCGACUGCCCGAGCUGCCAUAUCCCAUUGUCGAUAGACCUGGAGCAGCCGGAAAUCGAGCAGAACGAAGGCUCGAUCAAGAAGAACUCCAUCAUCAACCGGAUCAAGAUGGAGAACUGGACCUCGUCGUCCAAAAUCGAACUUCUCGUCCACGAACUGCACAAGCUGCGAUCGGACAAUGCCUCGCACAAAUCCAUCAUAUUCUCGCAGUUCACCACCAUGCUUCAGCUGAUUGAAUGGCGGCUGCGUCGGGCCGGCAUCACCACGGUCAUGCUCGACGGAAGCAUGACCCCCGCCCAGCGCCAGGCGUCCAUCGAGCACUUUAUGAACAAUGUCGACGUCGAAUGCUUUCUCGUGUCCCUCAAGGCAGGCGGCGUCGCCCUCAACCUCACCGAAGCAUCCAGAGUCUUUAUAGUUGAUCCGUGGUGGAAUCCUGCUGCAGAAUGGCAGUCUGCCGAUCGGUGUCAUCGCAUCGGACAGACCAGACCUUGCGUCAUCACGCGGCUGUGCAUCGAGGACUCUGUCGAGAGCCGCAUGGUGCUGAUUCAGGAGAAGAAGACAAGCAUGAUCCACUCGACCAUCAAUGCUGAUGACAAGGCCAUGGAAAGCUUGAGCCCUGAGGAUAUGCAGUUCUUGUUCCGAGGCACCUAG